AUGUCUUGCCGUCCCAUGCAGGCAGGCUCCAGAUGCAGCAGCCGAAGUUUCAGCUCCUGUUCAGCCAUCAUGCCCCGGACGGUCACCCACUAUGCAGUGAGCAGCAGUUCGUGCCGACUCGGAGGCACGGGGGGCACCGGGGGUCUGCGCGCCCUGGGCUGCCUCGGCUCACGGAGCCUGUGCAACGUGGGCUUCGGGAGGCCCCGGGUGGCCUCCAGGUGCGGCCUGCCCGCCUUUGGCUAUCGAGCAGGGGCCCCCUGCGGGUCCUCUGCCUGCAUCGCCCCCGUCACCGUCAACGAGAGCUUGCUGGUGCCACUGGCGCUGGAAAUCGACCCGAGCGUACAGAAGGUGAAGCGCGAUGAGAAGGAGCAGAUCAAAUGCCUCAACAACCGCUUUGCAUCCUUCAUCAACAAGGUUCGGUUCCUGGAGCAGAAGAACAAGCUGCUGGAGACCAAGUGGAACUUCAUGCAGCAACAGCGCUCCUGCCAGAACAACAUCGAGCCCAUCUUCGAGGCCUACAUUGGGAGCCUGCGCAAGCAGCUCGACUGCGUGUCCGGAGACCGCGUGCAGCUCGAGUCAGAGCUGCGCAGCCUGCAGGACACACUGGAGGGCUACAAGAAGAAGUACGAAGAGGAGCUUUCGCUGCGACCCUGUGCUGAGAAUGAGUUUGUCGCCUUGAAGAAGGAGGUGGAUACAGCCUUCCUGGUGAAGGCUGACCUGGAGACCAACAUGGAGGCACUCGUGCAAGAAAUCAGCUUCCUCAAAGACCUGUACGAAGAGGAGAUCCUCCUGCUGCAGUCUCAGAUCUCUGAGACCUCGGUCAUCGUCAAGAUGGACAACAGCCGGGACCUGGACGUGGACAGCAUCAUCGCUGAGAUCAAGGCCCAGUACGACGACAUUGUCAGCCGCAGCAAAGCUGAAGCUGAGGCCUGGUACCAGUCCCGGUAUGAGGAGCUGCGGCUCACAGCUGGGACCCACUGCGACAGCCUUCGCAACCGCCGGAACGAGAUCCUGGAGAUGAACAAGCUGAUCCAGCGGCUGCAGCAAGAAACCGAGAAUGUCAAAGGCCAGCGUUGCAAGCUCGAGGGCGCCAUCACCGAGGCCGAGCAGCAGGGUGAAGCAGCCCUGAGCGAUGCCAAGAGCAAGCUGGCAGGGCUGGAGGGCGCCCUGCAGAAGGCCAAGCAGGACAUGGCCUGCCUGCUCAAGGAGUACCAGGAGGUGAUGAACUCCAAGCUGGGCCUGGACAUUGAGAUCGCCACCUACCGCCGUCUGCUGGAGGGCGAGGAGCACAGGCUGUGCGAAGGCAUUGGACCUGUGAAUAUCUCCGUGAGCAGCUCCAAGGGUGCCAUCCUGUACGAACCGUGUGUGGUCAGCACGCCCAUGCUGAGGACCGAUUACUGCACAGGGGGCACCAGCAUGCUGAGGAGCACCGGAGGCUGCAGCGUGGUGGGCACUGGCGACCUCUACAUCCCUUGCGAACCCCAGGGGCUCCUGAGUUGUGGGAGCAGGCAGGGCUCCGGCCACAAGUGUUAA
Molecule: messenger RNA, 1533 nt
Organism: Ochotona princeps (American pika)
Lineage: Eukaryota; Metazoa; Chordata; Mammalia; Lagomorpha; Ochotonidae
Gene: KRT82
Product: keratin 82
Exons: 9
Coding region: 1-1533 (510 amino acids)
Biological process (GO): intermediate filament organization; keratinization
Cellular component (GO): keratin filament
Molecular function (GO): structural constituent of skin epidermis
Source: RefSeq, a predicted model, not a curated record